CGUGUUCGGGGCGCGAUGGCGGCGGCGGCGGCUUCGGCCCAGCGGGGCGGCGGCGGCGGCGGCGGUGGCGGCGAUCCCGGAGCCGAUCCCGGAGCCGGGGCCGCCGGCGGCGAGCCCGCCCCGCCCCCGGGGGGCGGCGGGGCCUCCUCGGACCAGAUCAUGCAGACGGGGGCGAUCUUGCUGCGGGCGUUCGUGCGGGACCGCGUGGAGCGCUGCGGGGACCCCCAGGCCGUGGCCCUGAGCGUGGCCGAGCUGGGCGAGCCCCAGCCCAGCAGCCCCGACACCAAACGCCUCAGCGAGUGCCUGCGGCGCAUUGGCGAUGAGCUCGACAGCAACAUGGAGCUGCAGAGGAUGAUUGAGCAGGUGGGGUGUGACGCCCCCAAAAAGCUGUUUUUCCGCGUGGCCAAGGAGAUGUUCGCCGAUGGCACCUUCAACUGGGGCCGUGUGGUUGCCCUGUUCUACUUUGCCUGCAAACUGGUGCUGAAGGCUCUCUGCACCAAGGUCCCGGAGCUGGUCCAGACCAUCCUGCGCUGGACCAUGGAGUAUCUCCAGGAGCACGUGCUGGCCUGGAUCCAGGCCCAGGGCGGAUGGGAAGGGCUAUUGUCCCACUUCGGGACCCCCACCUGGCAGACCAUCACCAUCUUCGCUGCUGGUGUCCUCACGGCCUCGCUGACCAUCUGGAAGAUGUCAUAGACUCUCGGGGGGCCACAUUUUGUCCCCCACUACCCCCGGAACCCCUCCCCAGACUAGCCCUGCCGGCAGGGAUGGUGCUGACCCCCAGCACCUUCCAGGGCUGGGGGGGUUUUUAACCAACAGGACUCGCUCACCUGGAUUUUGGGGUGGAGGUCGAGCUGGGGGGGACCCUCCCCCAGCCCCCCCCCUCCCCCAGCCCUUUCCACAAGGGUCCAGAGGCCACAGCUGGGAUUUGGGGGGGGAGUUGGGGGUGAAUGGGGUGGGAGCACCCCACCUUCCCCUGCCGUGCCCCCCGGUCCUGGUGCUGGGCCUCCCUGGCCUCGGUUCAACCCCAGGACUUGUGGUGCUUUGAGUGGGGGGGAGUGGGGGGGUAUCUUGCGGUUCCACCCCCCGAUAUGGGGGUGAGUGGGGUGGUGGGGGUGUCUCUGUGACCCCCCCUAGAAUGAGGUGGGGGGGUGGGGGGGAGGGUUACAGCUAUGGCUGUAGGGUGAGUAUUUAUUGGGGGUCCACACCCCCCAGAAAGGGCCCCCCCAGGUGCAAUACCCCCCUCCCGGGGCGGAGGCUCUCAGGGUGGGGGGGCCACACCCCCCGUUUACACCCCCUCAACCCCCCCUGUUUUGGAAGUCCCUCGUGUCCCCGAGGCGGGGGGGGGGGGGGGGGGGCAAAGCGACCCCUUCCCCCAGCCCCCACGGUGCUCUCGGGGGUGGCGUCACGGGGAACCACUCCUCCCAAAAAAAUGGGUGGGCCCUGCCUUGCUUCUCUCCAUAGUGUUUUUUUUUCUCUUUUUUUGUACCUUGUUUUUUGUAUCUCGGGAAUUUACAUGGAAAUAAAAGGCAAACGCGA
This is a messenger RNA of Taeniopygia guttata (zebra finch), 1536 nucleotides long. RefSeq names its product BCL2 associated X, apoptosis regulator (gene BAX). Gene Ontology annotation, molecular function: channel activity; BH domain binding. NCBI's taxonomy places the organism in Eukaryota, Metazoa, Chordata, Aves, Passeriformes, Estrildidae. The record is from RefSeq and is a predicted model, not a curated record. Gene Ontology annotation, cellular component: mitochondrial outer membrane. Gene Ontology annotation, biological process: regulation of apoptotic process; intrinsic apoptotic signaling pathway in response to DNA damage; mitochondrial fusion.